This is a messenger RNA of Fusarium fujikuroi IMI 58289, 861 nucleotides long. RefSeq lists its product as uncharacterized. The record is from RefSeq and is a predicted model, not a curated record. NCBI's taxonomy places the organism in Eukaryota, Fungi, Ascomycota, Sordariomycetes, Hypocreales, Nectriaceae. The transcript is spliced from 3 exons. Bases 1 to 861 code for a protein of 286 amino acids.
AUGAGCCUCAUUGGAUUCAGCAUCUACAGUAUUGUCAUGGGAGGCAAAGACAUGAGCGUAGCCCAGAUAGGACGAGCCACGACGGAUGUAACGAAGGGAAUUUUCGACAUCCUCACUCAUUUUCUCCUGAGAACUGAAGUUAAUAAUAGCUUUGAGUCCAACGUUUACGACUCCAACCUCGAGGACCUCGCUAAAGGUGGAAACAAGAACGCAUCAAGAGAGACUACUUGCGUCGCUAUAAGUAUUGUUGUUAUCGCGUUCAUAAUUUGGGAUUUGUGCAACCAAUGGGAUAAGCUCUCCGGAGCUGGCAGAGGAUUAGCGACUGAAUAUAUUGCUAUUCUGGUGGCUGCUGUGAUCGUUGGGAUUAUUGGCUUGUUCUCUACGUGUGCCUUCAUCCCCGUCAUUGGACAAGUUAUUCUGGUGGUUGGUUUGAUUAUUUCGUUUUUCUCCUUGGUUUAUGGCAGACCAGAACCCGAGAAGACCCCUGGUGAGAAGUUUGUUGACAAUAUGAGGGGAUACAAUGGCUGGCUCGAGAAGAUCGAUGAUCCUCCUUCGACUGCACUCGAGUGUGCCAUUACUCCAACCGAGAUACCCAAGGACGCAGGUUUCUCUUUCCAAAUCACCGGCAAGAACACCAAGGGUUCGAGUACUCAGUUCAUCAUUAAACCUAAUACUGAGAAACUUUCAUCUUACACUAAAGCUCUCUAUAUCAAGUUUGGUUUCACCACUGGCUACUACACCGUCUGCCUGUUCAGCAACGAGUCUUUCAGUACUGCCCCCGAUGCCAAAAAUGGAAAAUACACCUACAGUGGUCCAGAUGAUCCUUUCCAGACGAUGCUACGAGCCGAAUGGCAAAAUUGA